Messenger RNA from Plasmodium cynomolgi strain B, 2124 nucleotides. Its product is annotated as GPI-anchored micronemal antigen. The record is from RefSeq and is a predicted model, not a curated record. The transcript is spliced from 2 exons. Lineage: Eukaryota; Apicomplexa; Aconoidasida; Haemosporida; Plasmodiidae. Bases 1 to 2124 code for a protein of 707 amino acids.
AUGAAGUGCAACGCCGCCUUGCUAGUCCUACUUAGCGCAUUACUCAGCGCUUCGAACGCUUUGAUACGAAAUGGGAACAAUACGCAAGCAUUAGUUCCGGAAAAGAGCGGUGACCCGAGUGGGGGCCAGAACAACCCCUCCGGUGAUAACCAAGACACGUGUGAAAUUCAAAAGAUGGCCGAAGAAAUGAUGGAAAAAAUGAUGAAAGAAAAAGACAUGUUUAGCUCCAUCAUGGAACCUCUCCAGAGCAAAUUACCCGACGAUCACCUCUGUUCAAAACUGAAAUAUACGAACAUUUGUCUUCAGGAAAAGGACAAAACUCCCUUGACCUUACCCUGCACAAGUCCGCAGUACGAACAAUUAAUUCAACACUUUACUUAUAAAAAGUUAUGCAACUCCCAGGUGGCCUUUAGUAACGUGUUGCUCAAAUCCUUCAUCAAUAAAAAAAACGAAGAAAAUACAUUUAAUACGAUCAUACAGAAUUACAAACUUCUGUCCACUUGUAUUGAUGAAGAUUUGAAGGACAUUUAUAAUGCAUCCAUAGAUUUAUUCUCCGAUAUUAGAACCUCCGUCACGGAAAUCACGGAAAAGUUGUGGUCCAAAAAUAUGAUCGAGGUUUUAAAGGCAAGAGAGCAAACCAUUGCAGGCAUUUUAUGUGAGUUAAGAAACGGAAAUAAUUCUACCCUAGUAUCCAACAGUUUGUCGUAUGAAAAUUUUGGAAUCCUCAAGGUUAAUUAUGAAGAGUUACUAAACCAGGCGUAUGCGGCGUUUUCAGACUACUAUUCAUAUUUCCCCGCUUUUGCCAUUAAAUUGUUAGAAAAGGGCGGGUUGGUCGAGCGGACCAGAAAUAUUCUCAAGAAGAUCAAUGAAAAGUCCAAAAAUGAGGUCCUGAAUAAUGGGGAUAUUAUGCACAGCUUGAGCAGUUACAAGCACCAUGCUGGGGGCACGCGUGGCUCCUUCCUGCAGUCCAGAGUUGCGCGCGAAGUUAGGCAAGGCGACGUGAGCGUUGACGAGAAGGGUGACCAGACUGCCACCACAGGGGGCAACCAAAGCGCAAACAUGGCCGCGGCGGCCCCCAAGGAUGCGAGCCCUACCACGGCUGCUUCCAACGCUGCUGCUUCCCCCGACACUACUGCUGCGAACACUGCUGCUGCGAACACCGCUGCUGCGAACACCGCUGCUGCUCCGAACACUGCUUCUGCUUCCAACGCUGCUGCUACUCCCAACCCUGCUGCUGCUCCGAACACUGCUGCUACUCCCAACUCUGCUACCCCCAACGCUGCUGCUACUUCCCCACUGAGCACCCCCCUGUACGACACAAGCUCCUUGAAGACAAAGGACGUCGUAGUGCUCGUCAGAGAUCUGCUCAAAAACACAAACAUCAUCAAGUUCGAGAAGGACGAACCGACUAGCCAAAUAGACGAGGAAGGAAUUAAGAAGCUCAUAGAGAGUUCCUUCUUCGACUUGAGCGACAACACCAUGUUAAUGCGAUUGCUCAUAAAGCCGCAGGCAGCCAUCUUAUUCAUCAUUCAGUCCUUCAUUAUGAUGACGCCGUCCCCCACGCGAGACGCCAAAAUCUAUUGCAAGAAAGUCCUAGUUAAUGGUCAGCUAGUCGAAACCUCCGAUUUAAGCGCUGCGACGGAGGAAGAAGAUCUGAUAAAUGAGUUUUCCAGCAAGUACAAUUUAUUCUACGAAAGGCUGAAACUGGAGGAGUUGCGCGAAAUUGAACAGAACAGGAAAGCGCUCAAGAAUUCGAAGGGCAGCCUGUCCGUGCUGGAGGUAGGCAACUCGCAGAAUGGUCCAGACGGGAGCGGAAACAACGGAAGCGGAAACGCCGCAAAUGGAAACAACGCAAAUGGGAACAACGCAAAUGGAAACAACGCAAAUGGAAACGCCGCAAAUGGAAACAACGGAAACGGAUCCCCCCUCAUCGCAGUGGUAGGGGCCGAUCUCGGCGAAAAAACUGACGACAUCAUCAAGAACAAUGUGGACGUGGCAGCCUUGGCAGCCGACGUGGAACAAGCCUUUAGAAACCUCGAAUUGAAAAGUGGAAGCUUCUCGGCAAACUUAUCGCACGCGCUGGUUCUCCUCUCUUCCAUUGCGUUACUCCUAUUCAUUUUUUAA